This is a messenger RNA of Zygosaccharomyces rouxii, 861 nucleotides long. It is a transcript of the gene BRX1, whose product is annotated as ribosome biogenesis protein BRX1. Gene Ontology annotation, cellular component: nucleolus. Gene Ontology annotation, molecular function: rRNA binding. The transcript has a single exon. Bases 1 to 861 code for a protein of 286 amino acids. Gene Ontology annotation, biological process: rRNA processing; ribosomal large subunit assembly. The record is from RefSeq and is a predicted model, not a curated record. NCBI's taxonomy places the organism in Eukaryota, Fungi, Ascomycota, Saccharomycetes, Saccharomycetales, Saccharomycetaceae.
AUGUCUUCUAUUUACAAGGCACUAGCCAAUCCCAAGUCUAAGGAGAAGUCUGAAAAGACCCAUAUGAACAGACAGAGGGUCCUAUUAAUCACAUCAAGAGGUGUCAACUACAGACAUCGUCAUUUGAUUCAGGAUCUCUACUCACUGCUACCACACUCUAGAAAGGAACCCAAAUUGGAUACUAAGAAAGACUUGCAACAGUUGAACGAGAUCGCAGAACUAUACAACUGCAACAAUAUCCUAUUUUUUGAAGCUAGAAAGCAUCAAGAUUUAUACCUAUGGAUGUCUAAACCACCUAAUGGACCUACCGUGAAAUUCUUCGUUCAAAAUUUACAUACCAUGGAGGAAUUAAAUUUCACUGGGAAUUGCUUGAGAGGUUCAAGACCAAUCCUUUCAUUUGAUCAUAAAUUUGACGAAUCUCCACACUACCAGUUGAUUAAAGAGCUGUUGUUGCACAAUUUUGGUGUACCACCACAGUCAAGAAAGACCAAACCAUUCUUUGACCAUGUAAUGUCAUUUAGCAUCGUGGAUGAUAAGGUUUGGGUUAGAACUUUUGAAAUUUCUCAUUCCGCAAGAAACACUGAAGAAUACCAAGAAGAGCAAGAAGACAUAUCGUUAGUAGAAAUCGGACCUCGUUUCGUAAUGACCGUCAUCCUUGUACUUGAAGGUUCAUUUGGUGGACCCAAGAUCUACGAGAACAAGCAGUACGUCUCGCCAAACUUCGUUAGAGCUCAAUUGAAGCAACAAGCAGCUCAACAGGCAAGAGAUAGAUCUGAAGCUGCCAUUCAAAGGAAGAUUAGAAAGAGGGAGAACGUUUUAGCGGCUGACCCACUUUCAAAUGAAGUUUUGAUGAAGGAAUAA